AAACUCUAACUAGCGUUGAUUUGUUUACAUUGGACAUAAGAACAAGAAUAAACUGUUUUAUUUCCCUGCUAAUGUCAUCAGGAACUAUAACUAUUCGCUUGGUCAGAUCUUUUGAACACAGGAACAUCAAACAUAUUGUUCUUCAUGAUGUAGAUUUUACUCAAACUGCCAGUUCAUUCAAAGAAGCAAUCAAAAAAGAUCUGGUGUCAAUGCAAGGAAUUCCACCACCUUUUAAGAAGUAUAGUUAUGAUACACUGAAGAUAAGCCAUAAGGCUCAUGGAGCUAAGAGUAAUGAUCCUGUUAUUGACAUAGCAAAUGAUCAGUUGAUUUUAGAAGAUGGAGUCACAUUGAUGGAAGCUGGUGUUGGAAAUGAAACAGAAAUAUCCUAUUUCAAAAUGGAAGACUACAGAAAGUACCAAGCUGAUCCACAUUUAGUGUGGUGAACAACAGAAUAAGUUCAUGGCAAUUUUAAAUGUUUACUUUUCAAAUUCAAAAUAUGCUUGUACAUGUACUUUUCUUGUUUAUGUAGCUGGUCAGUUUUUGUAUUUAUGAAAUAAUGGAAAAACCAAAUACCAUUUUGCACAGUCUUACUUGGUUUGGAUAUGUUUCUGCUUCUACAUAAACAAAGAAUGUAGAAGGUAUUUAUUCUACAACCUGCAUGAGAAAUUAUGUCUUUAUUUGUUAUUUUUACUGUUGAAGCUAUACAUAUCUUUUGACAUCAGUCAUGGAGAUAUAUAAUAUAUCAUUUUAAAAAAUAUAUUGAAGUGAUUAUAAUUGAUAAGGGGUUUAAAUAUGAUAUAAACAAGUUCAUAUCAUAAUAAAGGAGUUAUGCAUGCACAAUAAGUUCUGUUUUUUUUUAUUAUACUGAUCAACAAUUAUGUGUAUUAUUUUAAAAGUUAAACAUGACAGUUUUGAUAAUCACUCUAAUGUCAUAAAUCUGUUUUUGGCAUGGUUACAAUGUCAUAAAACCAAGCUGUGCUAAAAAAAUUGUAUGGUGAUGCAUUUGUUUUUUCAAUUUAUUUAAAACAAAAAUAUCUCUCUGAUUCAAAUAUCUGAACUAGUAUAAAUUAUCACAAAAUUAUGCCAUUACAAUUGUUCUGAUUGUCUUUAAAUGCUCAGAAUUUUAUGAUUGAUUUUUCCCAUUGGAGCAUUAAAUUAUUUUUUGUGGAUUUAUAUUUGUCAUAUUGUCACUGUUAUGGAUCAUAGCUUUUAUUAUUUACUUGAGAAAAAAAUAUUCUGUAAGGUACUAUCAACAUGUGUUUCUGUGAACUUUAUCAAGUGUUUUCAACCCAUCACUAGUUUAUAAUUUUUUUAAAUCGCAUAAUUUGAUUAAGACAAAUCAAGAUAACAGACAAAAACUGAAGAAAUCACUUGAACUCCAAGAGGAGCAAGACAGUCAAAAUUGUGAAAGACAAAACAAUGUUGCUAAUAGUUGAGACAUUGUAUCUGUCAACCUAGCUAUUGGUGAAAUUAUGAAGUUUCAAUUUCAGUCAAAAUUCCUCAUAACUCUGUUGGAGCAAUAUAUUUAGUUAGGAGAACACCUCUCAUAAUAAGGUCUAAAUAGCAGGAAAAUGCAAAUGCAUAACUUAUUAACUGAGAUAUGCAUUAAAAAACAUACACUAAAGCAGAGUUUAUGUCGCUGCUGAAAACAGAGAAGUUCACAAUUAGAAAUUUAAAUCAGUCACAUUUGUCAUAGAUUGUAGUUUGGUUGUUUGAGGUUUGAAGGGCUGUAAACAGGAGUCAUAUACUCCCUCUCAUUCAGAAAUGCCUUCACUAGAACAUAAAAUUCAAAUAAAAUUAUUUUCCAUGAGAAGUUUCUUCUGAAAAUAGCUAGUACUUGUUGUAAUUAAUUUUCAGAGUAAACCUUGAAACUAUUUGCAUACAUUAUUCCCUUUUUUACCUGUAUAGCAAAAGGUGCAGCAAGUAAAGAGAUCACCUUUCUACAAUUUUUUUGUUUGAUACCUAUAAGACAAUUGUACCUAGUGUAAAACACUUAAUCUGUAGUUUAGUUACCUAUUUGCUAAAUGUCUUUAAAUGCCAUGUAAAUUUAUCAUGUUUUUUUUUUGUCUGUGAAUCUCUUAAAAUCAACAAAAGUGCCAUGAUAAACAAAUGCAUAUAAAAUAUAUAUAAUGCACACAAUUAUUUUUUUAACCAUGUUGUGGUUGCCUCUAAUUCAAUAAAUAUGUGCAUAUAUUUGAGGAUUGUAAAAUGCAGCUAUUGUAACAGAGAGUAUGAUACAUGUAUUAUAAUUUUAUAAGGAGUGUCUUAUCAAUGUAUAUUUUCUUGUUGAAUAUGUAAUAAUGGUAGUAUCAUUAUGGUACUGUAUAGUAUUUGAUAAAGAAUGUCAAUAAAAUGCUACUUUUUAAAUAAAAUUCUGAAAUAUUUGAUA
This is a messenger RNA of Mytilus trossulus (common blue mussel), 2389 nucleotides long. RefSeq names its product UPF0538 protein C2orf76 homolog. The record is from RefSeq and is a predicted model, not a curated record. Lineage: Eukaryota; Metazoa; Mollusca; Bivalvia; Mytilida; Mytilidae. The transcript is spliced from 5 exons. The coding region runs from base 72 to 443 and encodes 123 amino acids.